UUUCAUGUGUUCAGAAUGAACAUGUGCUUUUUUUUCUGCUUUGGGCUGUAUUUAUCUACUAAUGCCAAUUAUGUCCACUCAGUUGAGGAGGAAAUCAUUGAAGAAGUGCCUCCCCCUGAAGUGGAAGAGCCAGAAGUUGAAGUAGAAGAGCCAGAAGCUGAAGUAGAAGAACCAGAAGCUGAAGUUGAAGAACCAGACGCUGAAGUGGAAGCCCUGGCAGAGGAAGAGGUCACAGAUGAGAUGAAACCAAGGCCAAAGAUGUUCAUGCAGAAUAUUUCAGCUCCAAAGAUUCCAGAGGGAGAAAAAGUGGACUUUGAUGACAUUCACAGGAAGCGUCAGGAAAAGGAUUUGGCAGAACUGCAGUCCCUGAUCGAAGCUCACUUCAUUCAGAGGAAGAAGGAUGAGGAGGAGCUCAUUGCUCUGGUCAACAGGAUUGAGAAGCGACGUGCUGAGAGAGCAGAUCAACAAAGGAUCCGGGCAGAGAAAGAAAAGGAAAGACAGGCCCGUCUGGCGGAGGAGAAGGAAAGAAGAGAGCAGGAAGAACAGAGGAAGAAGCAGGACGAGGACGCCAAGAAGAAGAAAGUUCUCACCAACAUGACGCACCAGUAUGGUGGAAUACAGCAGAAGAUGGAGGGUCGUAAAGGAGCAAAGAAACAGACUGAGAGGGAGAAGAAGAGAAAGAUCCUGGCUGAAAGGAGGAAGCCACUCAGCAUCGACCAUCUGUCUGAGGAUAAAUUGAAAGAGAAAGCCACCGAGUUGUGGCAGUGGAUGAUGGAGCUGGAAGCUGAGAAGUUCGACCUCAGCGAGAAACUUAAGAGACAGAAAUAUGAUAUGACUCUUCUCCAGGCCCGAAUCAAUGAACAGCAAAAGUUUGUCAAAGGUCGUGGCAAGGGCAAGGUGGGUGGCAGACUGAGGUAAACAGCCAGCCAUUUGAGAUGCACCAGGAAUCCAGAAGAUUAAAUCUGUGCCAUCAAGAAGCAUUCAACAAUCACACUGAACUAUUGUAUUGUUUGACAGCACGCGUAGCUCAUAUAAAAACAGUAAAGAGAUCUUUUGUUGUA
Neoarius graeffei (lesser salmon catfish) is the source of this 1061-nucleotide messenger RNA. It is a transcript of the gene tnnt2e, whose product is annotated as troponin T2e, cardiac. The coding region runs from base 16 to 918 and encodes 300 amino acids. Lineage: Eukaryota; Metazoa; Chordata; Actinopteri; Siluriformes; Ariidae. Gene Ontology annotation, molecular function: tropomyosin binding; troponin I binding; troponin C binding. The record is from RefSeq and is a predicted model, not a curated record. The transcript is spliced from 16 exons. Gene Ontology annotation, cellular component: troponin complex. Gene Ontology annotation, biological process: sarcomere organization; cardiac muscle contraction; regulation of muscle contraction.